Molecule: messenger RNA, 923 nt
Organism: Cylas formicarius (sweet potato weevil)
Lineage: Eukaryota; Metazoa; Arthropoda; Insecta; Coleoptera; Brentidae
Exons: 3
Coding region: 94-597 (167 amino acids)
Biological process (GO): negative regulation of smoothened signaling pathway
Cellular component (GO): ciliary membrane; Golgi apparatus
Source: RefSeq, a predicted model, not a curated record
UAAACCCUGAAUUGACAGCAAGUGAAUUUAUAUUAUUACCUGUCAAAACAUAUCUUGGAUGUGUCUCAUCUGGGUAUGUUUUAAUUGAUAAACAUGGAUAAAUUAACUCUAAUAUCUGGUACGUUGUUCAUGACCGCCGAUAUUUUCGCAAUAGUAAGUUUGGCCAGACCAGAUUGGAUCAUUACAGAUGUUGGAGGUGAUACAAGAUUAGGAUUAAUGUGGACGUGUAUGACUUUAUAUAAUCGACCCCAAGUAUGUUUCACACCGGAUCUUCAGCCUGAAUGGCUGCUGGCACUUGUGUGCAUAUUUGUUGGAUGCAUCUGCAUAACAACCACCAUUAUUUUGCUGGCAUCGUCUCACUGGGAUCGUAAUGUCGUCCCUUAUGCUAGAUGGGUGGGAUUUACAGCAAUGGUUCUCUUUUGCUUAGCUGCAGUGAUUUUUCCAAUGGGCUUUCAUGUAGAUGAAAUAGGAGGUCAGCCCUAUCAAUUGCCCAACAGUCAUCAAGUUGGGAUAUCUUAUAUUCUCUUUGUUCUGGCGCUUUGGAUUACCGUAAUAUCCGAACUAUUUGCAGGCAAGGUCUGUCUUCCUCAUUUUUGACGUUGCUGUUGCUAUUUUGUGUUUUUGUUACUCAUUAUCUACGCUGUAUAUUCUUUUUUGGCAAUGAAGGGUGACGAUUCUUUUAGUAGUAAGUUUAACUCGUUAGAAAUAGAAUGUAACACUCGUUUACUUUAAAAGGACAUUUUACAAUUUUAUAUGCAUAAGGCUAAUAAUCUCUUGAAAAUAUGACGUUCUAGUCAUUAGGUUGAUCUUAGAAAUGAAUCUAGAAGUUGAGCUAGGGUCUCACUUUUGGGAGUUUAUCCAAAAAAUGUUAUAAAGACUCCAGAUUAAAUUUAUUGUAUAAAAAUAAAAUAUUAUUAUAAAUC